AUGGGUAACCAGACGAGUCGAGUGAUUGAAAAGACCAAAGAAAGACGAAGCAACAAGGUGCGACGACGCAGCACUGCAACGCUUGGUACUAGGUCACAUUCGUCAGUCUCUAUUUCGCAACAUUCAUCCUCGCACGGCAACUAUGACUGGAUCGAAACGCAAACGUCAUCGGGUAGUGGUGCCAUUGACACUGCUGUGGCCGUGGCUACUGUAGCAGCAUCCUCUUCUUCUUCCUCGUCUUCACAACACCACCACCACCACCAUUCACAUUAUCCUAAUACGAGCAAUAAUACGUCCCCAUCCAACAACAACACCCACCCUAAUGAUACCUUGCGAACUGAGAUGCCUCGACGUAAAUCCAUUAGUGAGGUUCUCAACAAACGUAAAGGCAGUUUUUCACGUACAACCAUGUCGCAGGACGACUUUAGAGAAUAUGAUCGUCUUCAACGUCAGCAUUACUUGUUGAAGAGUGCUCGAAAAACCAAUGCCCAUGCACCCAUUCAAGAUCCCGUCACUAUCCUUGACUUGGGUACAGCUGGCGGAAUUUGGGCCCUGGAGAUGGCUGCCAUGUUACCCAACACUCAAGUCAUUGGCAUUGAUAUCAAACCACCUGCCAUUCAACAACAAGCGGGUGGACCCAAAAACUUGAAGUAUAUCCAAGCCAACAUUAAUGAGAAUUUACCCAUGAGUGAUAACUCUGUAGACUAUAUAUUCCAACGAAGCAUGGGUCAAGUGAUUCGCAAAGACAAAUGGCAACAUGUCCUUUCAGAAAUGUAUCGCAUCUUACGACCUGGUGGAUACAUUGAAUUGGUGGAAGCUGAUUUAUGGCAUCACAACCCGGGUCCUGUGCAACAAGCAUUCGAUACCUUUAUGCAAGAGCAAUGUACAGAAUGGGGAUUAGAUUUCGUCUUUACCGAGACCUUGAGUCAACGCAUUGAAGAAGCUGGUUUUGAUGUCAUUGAAUACAAGGUUUUAGAUAUUCCUAUUGGUGAAUGGCCCAAAGAUUCAGAACUCAAGCAAUUUGGGUUUAUCAAUAAGGAAACACAAAAGGCAUACCUGAGGAAUCGUAAACAGUUCUUCACAUUGACAUGGGGAAUAUCAAGCGAGGAUUAUGAUAUGGCUGUACAGGAAGUCAUGGAAGAAUUUGAAGAUUAUCAUGGCUUUACUCGCUUCAAUUGCUGGAUAGCCAAAAAGGCAUGA
This is a messenger RNA of Lichtheimia ornata, 1200 nucleotides long. RefSeq lists its product as uncharacterized. The transcript is spliced from 4 exons. NCBI's taxonomy places the organism in Eukaryota, Fungi, Mucoromycota, Mucoromycetes, Mucorales, Lichtheimiaceae. The coding region runs from base 1 to 1200 and encodes 399 amino acids. The record is from RefSeq and is a predicted model, not a curated record. Gene Ontology annotation, molecular function: methyltransferase activity.